GAAAAUAUCAAAAGUUAGUGUGACAGAUGGAACAACCUUUGCCUACCGUCGGGUAUAAAAACCCCGUCAUGGCAUGAUAUUUCCAUUCACUCGUCGUCAUCACCAUGGCCUCAAAGGAUACCAUUUGUGUGUCGGUCCUGAUUUGCCUGGCCUUCGUAUGGCCUCGACUUCAGGUCUCAGCUGGACCAAUCUCUCAAGCCGAGAUUAACCCUCUGAUGGGGAUGGAGGAUGUUGAAGAUGGCGAUUUGGCCUUGAUCGCCGCUCCUCGAGUCAUUCCAAAGCGCUCGAUUGAAUUCAUGGGCAUGAGCGUGAGCUAUUCCCAAUACGUUCGUCUGAGGAAUAUUCAAAGGGAGGUCAUUCGCAUGGACAAAGUCAUUCGAAAAAUGGCUCGCUCUCAUGACCCUGUGGAACUGGCUCAAAAUCCUCAUUGGUUGGAGCUCUUGGAACUCUACGAUGCAUUGAAGAAGAUGCUCCCCGAGGAUUACGUCAAUUCUAAUGGUGGCGAAGGAGCUAUGGGCAUGACUUCUUCCAGGCGAUCAAGCUAAAUGGAAAUCACUCAAGCUCUCGGUAGCCAUUAGGAUACUUUCAUGCUUUUCGUAUGCAUAACAGGAAAGUAAUGCCUUACGAAAAGAUCAACAACCAUUUUCCUCUGUGAAUAGAAAUGCUCGAUUGUAUUCUUAUGCAAUAUUUGAUAUUAUUCAUCCUCACAGAAUAAACUUUUGAGGUGAUGAUGGCUAGGGACAUAAA
Tigriopus californicus is the source of this 747-nucleotide messenger RNA. RefSeq lists its product as uncharacterized. The coding region runs from base 105 to 545 and encodes 146 amino acids. NCBI's taxonomy places the organism in Eukaryota, Metazoa, Arthropoda, Copepoda, Harpacticoida, Harpacticidae. The record is from RefSeq and is a predicted model, not a curated record. The transcript is spliced from 2 exons.